CGUGACACUUCAUAGUACUCUCUCUCUCUCUCUCUCUCUCUCUCUCUCUCUCUCUCUCUCUCUCUCUCUCUCUCUCUCUCUCUCUCUCUCUCUCUCUCUCUCUCUCUGUCUCUCUUUCAGAAGAGCACUUUAUGUAAGAUGAUACCUGCGCGUGUGGGUGCACUGUACUGUAGCCUAUUAGCUCGAGCUCCCACUUCCCGUUACCCGGUGAAUGAUAUCAACAGAGCGUUUUGCCUGUUCCCUACUGAGCGAAAGAGCACGCUUGAAAGGAGAAUAACAUCAAACCGCACAACUGAACAACAGCCAGAGCGCAUGGAACCAGUGAAAAUAUAGGCUACCCACAGCAACACUCACGUUUGAGGUUUCACCGGCGGCGAGAGCACAUUGACAGGACAACGGGAGGACUGUUUAUUCAAGUUGGACGGAUGAUUUAGCGAACAUAAUUGAGUAGACUGCCCGGCGGAUGAUAAGCGUCCGGGACCGGUGCUGUCGAUUGUGCGAGGAGGCAAGUUAACGUUACCGGAGGAAGAAGAUGAAGUCGGCUGGGGUGGUGGAAGGAGGACUGUUCACAGAGAGUUACUGCAACAUCUGUAACGCCCAACUCAUCUCUGAGUCGCAACGCACAGCACACUAUGAGAGUAAGAAACAUGCCAAUAAGGUCCGUCUCUUCUACAUGUUACACCCAGAAGACGGAGGCCCACCUUCCAAGAGACUGAGACCAGACAACCCUGACAGUGCAGAGACAGAGGUGGACAGCAAUAAGUGCUGUACUUUAUGUAAUAUGUUCUUCACGUCGGCCAUUGUGGCCCAGUCUCACUACCAGGGCAAGACACAUGCCAAGAGAGUACGACUGGUACUGGGAGAAACACCCAGCUUACCUACUGCUACCAACAGCCCUACCACCACAGACUCAUCCCCCUCCACCCCCCAGCCCAGCGACUCCACCCCUGCCCCUCCUUCCCUACCACAGCCCUCCUCUCUAGCACCCCCGGUGGCGGUGGUGGGUAGUGGUGGUAGUGGUGAGACAGGGAAGUACUGCUGUCUGUGUGGAGCAUGGUUCAACAACCCUCUGAUGGCCCAGCAACACUAUGAGGGGAAAAAACAUCGCAGGAACGCAGCCAGAGCACAACUACUGGAGCAGCUAGCUGGCAGUCUGGACGCUACCGAAACUACAGGUCUCCGCAGCAGAUACUCCUGCAGUGUAUGUAGUGUUGUGUUGAACUCCAUUGAACAGUACCACGCACACCUCCAGGGCUCCAAGCACCAGAACAACUUGAAGCAGGUCCAGCAGUGAAGCACUGGAACCAGAGACCUGGGGACAUGUGGAGAAUGGGAAAAUGGGAAUACUAAACUUGGGAAAACAGAGCAUUUUAAAACGAAAAUAAUAUUGGUUGUGGAAUUUUGGAAGACUGAGAGACUUCUACAGAUGGCUUAGGACUGUGUGUGUGUGUGUGUGUGUGUGUGCGUGUUUGUGUGUGUGUGUGUACGUGCGUGUGUACGUGCGUCUCUCUGUGUGUGUACAUGUGUCUCUCUCUGUGUGUGUGUGUGUAUGUGUGUGUGUGUGUGUGUGUGUGUGUGUGUGUGUAUGAGUGUGUUUUUAAUCUGACGAUGUCUUGGAGGUUACUGAGUGUUUGAUAUGUGUACUUUGACCCCACAGCAGUCAGAAAACCAUUGGAUAUUGCUAGCGAUCGCCAUGCAGUUUGGGUGCGUCCCAAAUGGCACCCUAUUCCGUUUAUAGUGCACUUCUUCUGACGAGGGCCCAUAGGGCUCUAUUAAAAAGCAGUGUACUAUAGAGAUUCCUUUUGUGAACCACAAUCCUACAAUCUAACUAAGUGAUGUCAGUGUUACCCAGAGCGGUGAUAUCCGCUACAAUGAUAGUCAUAGAGUACAAGAAACAAACUCAUCACCACUAUAUCCGUCCAGAGGGUCAGGGCUGCAAUACAUACACCACUAUGUAUACAAAUAUAUAAUAAAUAUAUUCAUACAAUAUAUUUUCUAAACGCCUGGAAGUUAUCUGUGCAACAGCUUCGGUGCUCAGUGAGUAGCUCAUAAACAUAUAUUGAUAUCUAUAGUAAAUAUAUGCAAAUGUAACGUAUGUUCACAUACGUUUAGAUAUUCAACUAUGUUUUGGGCACUCAGUUCCAUGCAGAAACAAGGAGAGGAAAGACAAAUAUGUCAGCCAAUUGAAAGGUUUCCCAGCUUUGGGUGAUGCCAGACAGUCUUUGGUGCCUAUGUAAUACAAACUGUAACACAGCCAUUUUUAAAGUGGUAGCCGAUGUCCUGAAUUUGUCACUAAAUGUCUGAUCAUUCAACCCAGAUAGACAGGGAUAUGCAUUGUAUGUGACACUUCUAUUCAGAGCGAUAUAAAGUCAAUUCAUUUGAAUACAACGUUUUAAGGAUACAAUCUGUAACUUGAAUGUCCUCAGUGGCUACUCGAUGUAUUGCAAACACACUUGGCCAAGACGCUAAACAAAAAUCUACCGGUUAGGUAAACACUCUCUUCACUUUAUAUACACAAGUUCAGUGGCAGCACUUCGGACUGGAAUUGAAGUAACAGAUUGUAACUUUAAACAACCACAUAGUUCUUUUAAACUAAGGGUCAGUAUCUAUGGUUCAUUAAACAUUCCUAUAUAGUACCUCUGUGAUUAAUGAUGUCAUAGACACGAGACAGUGUCAGUCAGAAUCCCUUUUCUCUGAAACCAUAUAUGAGACGACACCAUUUGUUUUUAGAGCAUUCUGAUCUAGAGUCAGUUUGCAGUUCCCUGGACUCACUGGAAUAAAGCACUUACUGUAUUCAGGUUGGUGGCCCUCAGUAACAAAGUGUUAUUGUUUACCUUGAGAAAGCCAUGAGAAGUAACUCUGCCACUACCAAAACAUAUGGUAAGACAUCAAUGGAACGCAGACUGUUGGGGACAGCACAAGGACGCCAUCAUUGGCACUCAUUCAAAAAUGCUGAUCCGACAAAGUUAUUAUUUGUCAAAUCCGUCAUAAAUGAUGUGUUCUAACAGGCCAACAAUGUAGUUACUAAAAUCUGAUUUGAAUAUACAGUAUUUGGCUGUUUUGCUGCAUACUAUUUAGAAGUUGUCCUUUUCAGGUUUACAUAUUUAUUUGCUAACUAGUGACGCCCGUUCGGAUAAGCUGGUAAUGGUGGAGCAUAGCUGGUGGUGGUGGAAGUUGUAAUGCAGUUGAUUGAUGGCGAUGAAAUGAACAUGUAUUCGAGGUUAAAACCAUACAAGCAUUAUACUUUUAUUUUGACCUCAACAUAGUGUGAAAUAUACACAUAUAUACAAUAGACUAAAUUUAGGCUCAUUUUCCUGGGGGACAAUGAGGAGAUUCUAGAUCUAUCCUCACGGAGGACACGUGCGUGGCGUUUCCAUGGUUUUAGUCAAACUCUUACGUGAUCUAUCUAACGGUUACCACCAACCUAUGUUUGUCAUGGGCAUCUCUAGCUACUGGUAAAUCGUAUCGUUCUAAAAAGGCAAGACAACAAACAGACUUGCCUUUAAAAGGACACAGUUCCAUGCUAUGCCGUUUUUCUGUUUGUUGAUGUUGUUGAGAGUUUAAUGUAUUUUUCCCCUGUGAAGUGGUGAACACAUUAAAAAAAAAAUAUUUUUGCUUUGCGUUUUAACAGAUUUCACAGUUUCUGUCUUGAAUGUUUUUGACCUGAUUGGAUUCUCUGUUUCUGUCUUGAAUGUUUUUGACCUGAUUGGAUUCUCUGUUUCUGUCUUGAAUGUUUUUGACCUGAUUGGAUACUCUGUUUCUGUCUUGAAUGUCAGGGAAGGGUUUUCUGCAAUCAGGACUUUUAAACAACCAUGUCAAUGUGAGUUUCGAGGUAUGGGUUUUAAUGAAGUAAAAACAUUUUUGUUUUCUGUAAAUAUGAGGGUAAAACAAUUGUGUGGUUUUCUAGACCCGUUAAGAGUUUGGUCACACUUUAUUUGGAUAGUCCAUCUAUAUGUUCUCAACAGAUGGUCAUACUAUCAACAAACUAUGGGUUGAUAAGAAACAGCGUGCUAAGGUUACAGUUAGGGUUAGGUUUAGAAUAAGGGUUAGGGUUAAGAUUAGGGUUAGGGUAAGGGAUAAGGUUAGGGUUAGGUUUAGAAUAAGGGUUAGGGUUAAGAUUAGGGUAAGGGAUAAGGUUAGGGCUAGGUUUAGAAUAAGGGUUAGGGUUAAGAUUAGGGUUAGGGUAAGGGAUAAGGUUAGGGUUAGGUUUAGAAUAAGGGUUAGGGUUAAGAUUAGGGUUAGGGUAAGGGAUAAGGUUAGGGUUAGGUUUAGAAUAAGGGUUAAGGUUAAGAUUAGGGUUAGGGUAAGGGAUAAGGUUAGGGUUAGGGUUAAGAUUAGGGUUAGGGUAAGGGAUAAGGUUAGGGUUAGGUUUAGAAUAAGGGUAGGGUUAAGAUUAGGGUUAGGGUUAGAAGAUAGUUAGUUGAAAUAUUACUGAGUCUGUAGAUAGUCUGUAGAGCAUCUACAGAUGGACUAUCUAAAUAAAGUGUUACUAAGAGUUUUGUAUUGAUAGGUUGAAACACAUCACAUCAUGACCUUUGUUGAGUUGUCAUUAUGAUAAUGAGUGGUAAGGUAAACGAUUAUUACAACCGUGACACAGAUAUAUUAAAUAUGUAUGGUAGAAAUGGCAUAA
Molecule: messenger RNA, 4630 nt
Organism: Salvelinus fontinalis (brook trout)
Lineage: Eukaryota; Metazoa; Chordata; Actinopteri; Salmoniformes; Salmonidae
Product: zinc finger matrin-type protein 4-like
Exons: 7
Coding region: 533-1294 (253 amino acids)
Molecular function (GO): zinc ion binding; nucleic acid binding
Source: RefSeq, a predicted model, not a curated record